Molecule: messenger RNA, 1560 nt
Organism: Penicillium salamii
Lineage: Eukaryota; Fungi; Ascomycota; Eurotiomycetes; Eurotiales; Aspergillaceae
Source: the annotation of a GenBank genome assembly
AUGGGUCUCUCUAAGACGAAUAGGAUCUUGAUCCUGCUGGUCAUUGAUACAGCUUUCUUCCUACUUGAAUUGAUAACUGGUUACGCCGUUCACUCACUUGCCCUUGUUGCCGACUCCUUCCACAUGUUGAACGAUGUUUUAUCUCUCUGCGUCGGAUUAUGGGCCGUGAAGGUCGCAAACCGCGAGACUACCUCCAACACCUACACAUACGGCUGGCAACGAGCCGAAACUCUUGGUGCUCUGGUAAAUGGCGUCUUCCUCGUCGCAUUGUGCAUGUCGAUUUUCCUGGAGGCGACUCAGCGAUUGGUGGAACCGCAGGAAGUCCAAAACCCCCGGUUUGUUUGCAUUGUUGGUUGCUUCGGGUUGGCCUCCAAUCUCAUUGGAUUGGUGCUUUUCCAUGACCACUCCCACGGACAUGGCGGGGGUCAUGAUCACGGCCAUGACCACGACCACGAUGAAGAGCACGCCAUCGAGGGAGGAUACACUGAUCACGACCACGACCAUGACCAUGACCACGAUCAUACCCCAGUCGCUCUACCAGAAUCCGAGACCACCCUUACCCACUCUACUACAGAGCCCGGCUCCCCGAUCUCCCGCAAACGCCGAGACACCCAAACCCGUAGUUCCAGGGGCUACAGCGCCCCCAAUGGACGUGGCUUCGUCAGCGCCGAGGAUAUUCCAGUGCUUCCAGAGCGACUCCGACAAGGAAUUAUUGCAGCCAGCCAGUACCGCAGUGAAGAAACCUCGGAUUCAGAGGGUCGCGAUGACGAAGAGAUUCCAUCUGAACGAUCGGGCCUUUUGCGCCACCGGGACCACGCCACAAACUACACCGACGAGGAGGGAGCGCCAGUAAGAGUUCAUGACCACCGGGAUGAGGAUGUUCACAAAUCGCACAACCACGCGCAACCCAAGUCGAAGGAUCAGAAGAAGGGCCACAGCCAUGACCUCAACAUGCGUGGUGUCUUCCUCCACGUCAUGGGUGACGCCCUCGGAAACAUUGGUGUGAUCGUUUCAGCGCUGAUUAUCUGGCUGACCGACUAUGAAUGGCGCUACUACGUCGACCCCGGCAUUUCCCUUGUGAUCACCCUUAUCAUUCUUGCUUCUGCUAUUCCGUUGUGCAAGGCCGCAUCCCGCAUCCUGCUCCAGGCCGUUCCCCCCGGAAUGAGCAUCGAUCAUAUCAAGGAGGACAUUGAGCGACUGCCCGGUGUCAUUGGAUCCCACCACCUGCACGUUUGGCAAUUGAGCGACACUAAGAUUGUGGCAUCUAUCCAUCUCCAGGUAGACACCGAGAUCAAGGGCGAAGGUUCGGAGAGGUACAUGCGUCUCGCCAGACAGGUGCGACGUUGUCUCCAUGCCUACGGUAUCCACUCUUCUACCAUUCAACCCGAGUUUGCUCCCGAGAGUGACGUUGAAGAUAAUGGCCAGGCCGCCUCCUCUCGUGGUACCGAGGAUGCACUCCCCAGUCGUGCUGCCAGUGUCCGGGACGGUGACUCUCAAGCGUGCCUUCUGGAGUGUGACGAGAACUGUGCUCGCGGAGGCCAGUGUUGCCCCAAAAAGUGA